UGCGUUUCCUGUACAAUUUGUUAUUGUUUUGGAAAAGCGGAUAGAUUAUCAAACCUGAUCAUUAAAUUGAGAAGUUAGUGGAGAGAAAUUUUGGCAGUAUGGGGUAGAGGAUAAACACAGUACUGAUAAUUAUGGCUGACUCCAACAUGCUUGCAGCUUUCUUCUCAAUUCUUUACCUAGUACAGGUUUGUCAAGGGCAGAUAUGUAAAUACCAUCACCUUCAUGCUGACUGUUAUUACAGGAUAGAUGGAAUCUGUCUGUCACACAUCACAGUCGACAUCAACCAAUGUGAUGAUCCCAUAAGUCUAAACAUAGCCAUUGAAUGUAAAAAUCCUGCCGUGGACUGGAAAAGAACUUUCGACAGGGAGGUGGAGAGGAAACCAGUUGAUGGAUUUGAUCAAGAAGUAUUCAUAACUGUACAACAAGGUUACACAGAUGCCAGAAAAUAUCGGGUCAAUAUUGAUUUUAUUUCGGAAAAAGAGGGCAGAGUUGAUUUUAUGGAUGAAAAGCUGAAUCUGAUCACUGAAAAUUGUGCUACAUUGAACAAUGCUGCCAAAGUGGCAGUAGGAGUGUUAGUUCCCCUGCUGGCCUUGUCAGUCGUUGCCCUGGUGGUGAUCAUCAUAAUCAGGAAAAGACAACUCAAGAAACAACGCCUUACACAGACAAUGUUAGUAAAUAACCUGGAAUCUCCAGGUCUCUCUGAGGCACCUGCACAGUCAGACAGGAGUGAACCAGAAGGUACAGAUACAGCACAUGAGUCUUCCUCCGAAAACAGAUUGAGGAGCGGAGAGGCUGUAGUUUUCUCACAGCUCCCAAGAACCCAGGUUGUGAACGAAAACCCAACAUGCUGAUAAUGGACAGCAUUUUAUGUUUUUAUUACUCAGUAAAUUGUAUAUGGAUUAUUUAUAUUGGUAUUUAUUGCAGGAAUAUUUGAUAUCUCGAUCCUUGGCAAGUUAUUUCCCUUUGAUAUGUACAUAUGUAAUUACAUCGUACUUAUGUACAUCCACUUGAUGGCAUGCUGUUUGAAAGUUACUCUCCUUUUUAACAAUUUGUCUUAGAUACUUGUGGCAAUGAAAUGUUGUGAGAAAUUUUGACAAUAUAAUGCCAUAUAUAUUGCCAUAGCUUGACAGUAAUGCAACCAAAUUGAAAAGUUGUACCAGCUGUUCAAAUCUUGUUAAUGAUAAAUAAAUUUCUGACAGUAGAUAUUGUGAAAAAAGCUCUAGCUACAUAAAUACCAAUAGAUGGUAUCCUAAUUCUGUUGAUGUAACACUCUAUGCCUUCACCUCAUCUUCUUUUAUUUGUAAUAAAUUGAGUAUAUUUUCUCCUCUUUUUCUCAACCAUGGUCAUUUUUCACUGAAUGUCAUAUUUUUAGCACACUAUCAUUAGGUUGUGGUUUUCCAGAUGACCUUUCAUUGAUUACCAACUGUUGAUCUGCUUGAUAACAAUCCAUGUUAUCGUCGUUUCUUAAAAAGGACUGAAAGUUUAUUCUCUUUUUUCAUUUCUGAACACAUCUUUACCAGGUAUCCGAUUGAUCAUUAAUGUAAUUAAAAAAUAGGUUGAAAAACGGCCAUCUUGAAUUUAGUCUGAUUUUUAGAAAAAAAUUAUUAUUGCUAUUUCUUGUUAUUUCUUAUCCAUGUUGGAUUUUGACAUUUGAAGUUUAUCUCUGUUUCCUGAGAAGAACCUGAUGAGCCUUUCUCACAUUUCAUAUGCAAACUUUGCACCGCCCCUUGUUAUGCAUAAUCAGAUAUUAGAUUGAUUAGAAAAAAGAUUGCCAACAUGUUGCCAUCUUGGAUUUUGAUAGCUAAAAUUUGUUAUUGCUGGUUUUUGAGAGAAAUUUUAUGAAUCAUAUUCAAAUUUCCUUUGUAAGUUUCCCUUUGCUGUCAAGUUGUGCCAAUUUGGUAGAGACAGGGAAAAGCAAAAUGGUUGACAAAAGAGCAAGUAAAGGCAAGAAAUGAAAAGUUUUAAGUGAUAUAGAGAUAGGAACAUAUCUAUUUAGAUAAAGUGGUGAAUGCUAAAAUCCCACAGGGAUCUCUUGUACAUUUAUAUUUUCUUCUUUCUCCCGGAUGCCCAAGUAGCUUUGCUGAAAUAAAUUCCUAUCUAUAGGAAUUCUACUGGUUGUAACAUUAAGUAUUCAUUUUAUCCAAUCAACGUGCUUAGAGGUCUAAUGAGAUGUACCGAUAGUCACAUGAUCUUCAGUACUCGAUUGUCAUCUAUAUUUGGGAUAUGUUAGUGUUGUGAUAUUCAGAUCUAGGAUUGAUUCCUCUGUUGUGUUUGUCUAACCUGCCUUAGCAUACUCUAAACAUUCUUUAACAUUUUUUCUUAAUGAAUCUUUUGUGCUUUUCUAAAUAAAAUAAAUGAAAAAAAUGUACUUUUUUGAAGGAAAUCAUGAACCAGACUGUGGUUUUCUCAAUUUAUUUUUCUAAAAUAGUCAUUUGAAGCCUUCACAGUAUUAUAUUGCCUUUUAGGAGAGGAGUGUUGUACAGAUUUACAAAGACAUAUAUAUGGAUGAUAUCUUAGACUAAAUUAUGUUUGUCUAUGUUAUAAUUUUAAUAAUCCAGAGCUUUUGAAGUCUGUAUAUGUUACAGCAGAAAUUGAUUAAAUGAAUCUCUAUUAGACUUGUUUACGCAGCAACAUUGGAGCGAAGUGAAUUGAUGAAAUCUCUCUGUUGGCUACACUAGGAUGCUUGCUCAGUUUGGUGCUUAAUACAUGGCUGUGGAUAUUUUAUCUUGUAGAUAUUAUCAUUAUUAUGUAUAUCCUGAGGGUUUAUCAUCUCAGUCUUGUAACCUCUUCACAUCAAUAUGUACAACAUUUCUUAAACUAUAGAUCUGAGUGAGUUUUUUUAUGCCCGUUGUUUGGUUGUAUAGCAAAUAUAUUUUUUCCUGUCUUUUCUUACAAGGAUGUAUAGAGUUACUGCCCCUUGUUUGGUUGUAGAUAUCUUUCUUCCUGUCUUUUCUUACAAGGAUGUGUAGUGUUACUACCCCAUGUUUGCUUCUUGAUGGGACUACAUGUCAUAGUACAAUUUAUUUUUCUGCUAGACUGUACUCAUUGAAACUAGAUUCUAUUUCGGAAGCAAAUCUAGAAAAAUUUGAACUGUCAAUUCAGUCUAUUUUCAUCCAAUCUUUCCUUACUUGGAAAUUUUGGCAUUAGAAACUGUUACUCUCCAUUGUUUGAUGGUCAAUAUCUUUCUCCCUGUCUUUUUGCUCCCCCACCCCAUUCAAUAUUACAGCACAUUUCUUUCUGACAGAAAAAUAGUGAUAGGAAUUUAAAUCUAUACAGAUCAUUACUGUUUAAUUUUGAUUUUAGUUCACUAUUUUUGUAGAAAUAGAAUAAAAGAAAAAACAGAAAUCUGCUGGACAGAUGGAAAAUAUUUCUUAUGAUACAUUUACAUUAUCAGAGCAUUCUCGGCGGAACAAAAGGUUGUGCUCUAUAUUUUUUGUGUUUUUUUUUGUCUUUAUUUUUUACCCAUAUGUGCCCGUCCUUAUCAAAUCAAUGCUACAGUUUAUAUCACUCUGAAUGACUUUCAGCUCUUCGCAUUUUUUUUUGUAACCUUGGUACAAAGAUCAAGAAUCUCUUGAGAUGAGUUGUUGGUGUUACAAGGUCACGCUACUAUUUAUAGAAAGUAACCUAUUUUCAUAAAUCUAUGACAAUCGUUGCCUUAUAGGCAUUUCUUUUUGUUAUAAAUUUGCUGAUAUAUGUCUGAAUUAAGAUAAUUGACUGUGCCCUCAAAACUUAAAUUGUACUUAUCAUGCUGUUGAACUUGUCUUACAAUGUAUAUUAUAAAUACUGGAUAAAUCUUUAGAUACUUUUUUUUCUACAGAUCAGUUAGAAAUGUAUCCCAUGACCUUCUUAAAUUGAAAAUCUCUUUCAGUUCUUUUUACAUAUUUUUUUAUUGUAACAUUUUACUGUUACAUGUCAGCUGUAAUAUUUAUCAGCAGUAUAAGUGAAAAAUGCUGUGAAAUUUUGCUUCAUUAGAGAUUCCCAGCGUACAUGUACAUAUCAUUUACCCAUUAUUCAUAUAACAAUAGAGGUCUCCUUUGAUACAAAAUCUCUCCCUUUGUAUGGAUAUAGUUCACCAUUGAUGUUCAUUGAUCAAUGAUUUCGCUAUUGGCUUGUGUUACAAUAUUCAUGCUUGAUCAUUAGACAUGAAGUCUUUCAAGUCCAUCAUCAAUGAGUUAUUGUAAAAAUAUUGAAAAAAAAAAUUGGUCCUUAAUUGAAAAAAUGUUUCAAUGGAAAUUAUCAACUUUUUAUUUCAGUUGAUAUAAUCAAUUUUAAUAUUUGUUUAAUUAGAAACAUUUAAAUUAUUGUCUAAUGUUAAGCCAUUGAUGUUAUUAAGUGCAAUUCCUCAUUAAAUUAGUACUUCUAUACGCAGUCAUGUAAUUUUUACUUUCAAUUUAAGCCUGACUGAUACAGACUCAGGUUUGAUUUCAUUUUAUCGAGGACUUGUGAAACUAUAGGUAACAUAAAGGAAUGUUGUUAAUCUUUAAUGAAUUGUGUGCUUUAAUGAUACCUACUUGGUCUACCAAAUUCUUUUUUUAUAUUUUGUAUGAUCACUGUUUUUAUACCUGGAUAUUCAACAUUUAAAGUGCUGACAGUUUGUGAAGGUUUUAAAUUAUUUUCCAUCAUUAUGGAAAAAUGACACAUUUCUGUUACAUUGGAAUGACAAUGAAACUGAUUUUAAUGCUAGUCAUACUUCAAUUUUUCUUCUUGUCUUAGAUUUGAAAUCAGUGAAAUGGUUUCAUGUAGAAGAUUUUCAUGGUUAGUUAUUUACCAUCAGUGCCGUCUCUGUGGAAAGGUAAAUAUAUGUAUUCAUUCCUUUGUCUGUCUGUUAUUUAGGCCAUUCUGCCUUGUAACAUUUUUAGAUAAGUCGCUAUUGCAAUGUAUUUAUAAUAGACCCUGGAGAAUUUUUCAUUAACUGCAUCAGACAUUGUCAUGAAAAUGUUUCAAUAUGCACUGACAAAUUAUUUCUUUACUAGAAAUUGCAACAAAUUCACAUUUGGUUGUAAGCCUAUAUAUAAAUAUGUAAAACAAGUCACAGAGUUUAUAAAACAAAAAAAAAUAGUUUUUAAUCAGGAUUCUUAUUCAGAAGUAAAAGAAAUUAAACAUUAAUCUUGAAGCUAUACCUGGUAAAUAUUGAACUCUUUAUAUAUUAAUUUAUUCAUCAUGUUUUUAUUGUGGUUAAAACUCAGCACUUUGUAUUGUUAGACUUUUGACAGUGUUUUACAUGCUGUUUAUUAAUAAAUUUUUAUU
Ylistrum balloti is the source of this 5247-nucleotide messenger RNA. RefSeq lists its product as uncharacterized. Lineage: Eukaryota; Metazoa; Mollusca; Bivalvia; Pectinida; Pectinidae. The coding region runs from base 132 to 851 and encodes 239 amino acids. The transcript is spliced from 6 exons. The record is from RefSeq and is a predicted model, not a curated record.